UGCAGCGCCAAGAGGAAGUGUGUGUUGGCCGAGGACAACGGACUCAACCUGGCCUUCACCAUUGCUCACGAGCUGGGACACAACGCGAUCACGUGGCGCCUCAUUGGUUGAUCUUCCUUUUUAAAUGUGCGUGCGUGUGGCUCCGCCCCUCACCGAUGGCGCGUGCUCUCCAGCAUGGGGAUGAGCCACGACGACGACCACGCCGCCUGCACGGGCCACGCCUACAUCAUGUCUGGCGAAUGGGUGAAGGGGAGGAACCCCAGCGACCUCUCGUGGUCGUCCUGCAGCCGCGACGACCUGGAGACCUUCCUUAGGUCCAAGUCCAGCGCGUGUCUGCUGCACACGGACCCCAGGAGUCGUUACCGGGUCCGCCUGCCCCCCAAGCUACCCGGGAUGCACUACAGCGUGGACGAGCAGUGCCAGAUCCUCUUUGGAACCAACGCCACCUUCUGCUCCGACAUGGAGCAUCUGAUGUGCGCCGGCCUGUGGUGUCUGGUGGAGGGGGACACAUCCUGUAAGACCAAGCUGGACCCUCCUUUGGACGGAACCGAGUGUGGACCAGACAAGUGGUGCAGGGCAGGGGAGUGUGUGAGUAAGACCCCCAUCCCUCAGCAUGUGGACGGCGACUGGAGUCCGUGGAGCCCGUGGAGCAUGUGCAGCCGCACCUGCGCUACCGGGGUCCGUUUCAGACAGAGGAAGUGCGACAACCCCCCGCCCGGUCCGGGAGGUCAGCAGUGUCAGAGGACCAGCGUGGAGCACAAAGCCUGUGAGGGCCCCCCCUGCCCCAAGGGCGCACCCAGCUUCAGAGACCUGCAGUGUUUGUCGUAUGACCGUCACGCUAGCAAAAAGAAGAGCGCCAUGCUGACGGCCAUCAUCAACGAUGAGAAGCCGUGCAUGUUGUUCUGCAGUCCAGUGGGCCGGGAUGUUCCGAUUCUGAUGGCUGACAGAGUGAUGGACGGGACGGCGUGUGGACCCUACGAGGCCGACCUCUGCGUCAAUGGCAGGUGUCAGAAAAUCGGCUGUGACGGCAUCAUCGGGUCUUUGGCCAAAGAGGAUCGCUGCGGCGUUUGUAACGGCGAUGGACGCUCGUGCACCAUCGUGAGAGGAGACUUCAACCACACGCAAGGAAUGGGCUACGUGGAGGCGGUGAUCAUACCUGCUGGAGCGCGCAGGAUCAAAGUUGUGGAGGACAAACCUUCCCACAGCUUUCUGGCCCUGAAGGACGCCAGCAAGAAGUCCAUCAACAGCGACUGGAAGAUUGAACUCCCAGGCGAGUUUGAGCUGGCCGGGACCACCGUGCGCUACGUCAGGAGGGGGUUGUGGGAGAAGAUGUCCGCCAAGGGGCCCACCAACACCCCCCUCCACCUCAUGGUGCUGCUCUUCCAUGACCACAGUUAUGGAAUUCACUAUGAGUACACAGUGUCCCUGAACACAUCACAGGAUAAGACCAGUGAGGAGAACAAAGAACCAGAACAUCUUUACAUCUGGACACACAGCAGCUGGAACGACUGCACAGUGCAAUGUGGAGGAGGGGAGAGGAGGACGGUGGUGUCGUGCAUGAGGAUGGCCAACAAGUCCAUGGAGGUGGUGAAUGAUUCCUACUGUCAGCCUGAGAACCGUCCUCUGCCUCAAGUCAGAACCUGCAACUCUCAGCCCUGCCAGUACAGGUGGGUGGCGGGUGAGUGGGGGUCCUGCUCCGUCACGUGUGGUGCGGGCAUCCAGCACCGCGAGGUUCUCUGUGUGCACCAGCAGCAGAACGGUUCUCUGACCCAGACAACCGAGGUCCACUGCCAAGGGGGGCGCCCGCCCCUCCUGCAGGGCUGCGAGGGCCGCCUCUGCCUCAGCGUGUGGGAGGCGUCCGAGUGGUCUCAGUGCUCGUCGGGAUGUGGAGCAGGCGUUCACACGCGGACCGUGACGUGUACCAACCCGAGGGGCCGCUGUGACCCCCUGUCCCAGCCCACCCGGGAGGAGGCCUGUGAGGACCACUCCAAGUGCUACGAGUGGAAGACUGGCGACUGGUCCAAGUGUUCGUCUACCUGUGGGAGGGGCCUGCAGUCCCGGGUGGUCCAGUGUAUGCACAAAGUGACGGGUCGCCACGGCAACGAAUGCCCGGUGCCGCUGAGGCCUCCCACCUACCAACCAUGUGACCAGGGAGCCUGCAGGCAGAAGAUCAACGUCAACACCAUCACCUCCCCCCGCCUGGCUGCUCUCACCUACAAGUGCACGGGCGACCAGUGGACGGUUUACUGCCGCGUGAUCCGCGAGAAGAACCUGUGCCAAGACAUGCGCUGGUACCAACGCUGCUGCCAGACCUGCAGAGACUUUUACGCCAGCAAGAGCUCUUCCUGACCCGAGCUCCGCCCCGCCCCCAUCGCGUGCCACGCCUCUCUUCCUUUGUAUUCACUGCAGCAAACAGGAAGUGAGCGCCGACGCCUCCCGGCUUUGAUGAAGACUUGAAAAUGUCCAGUAGAUGUUUUGCUGUACACCAAAAAAAAAAAAAAAAAAAAAAAGCCAAAGCAGGUGGCGCCGUUGCACACACAUAAUCGUUGUUGUACCGUAUGCUAGCGUUAACGUUUAUGUCACGACUGAAAGCACCACUGAAGCUAGCCGGACCCACCCCUCCUCCGUGUGAGUGCGGCACGAGGGUAUGCUUGUGGUCACCAUGGUGAUGUGCACGCCCAUAGUGUUAGCGCUGAACCAACCUGAGCUUUGUUAUCUUAGCUGGCUGGACUAAAACACACUUUUUCACACUUGCAGGCUGGACAGGAAGCCGGUUUGGAGCACCACCUGGCGGUCACCUUCUGUCUGCCUACAAAUAUGCACUUUGUUCAUUUUAACAGGAAGUGAGCCAGAUUAGCACAUCGCACAAUUCAGAGGCGUGACAGUAUGGCCGCCAUCUUCUCCCUCUCUUUUGGCACAUAAAAGUCGUAGCGAACACGCGCACACCGAAGGCAGCGUGACCUUUUCUAAAGGUCAUUUCACUUCGAUUGGUUGGGUGUUAGGAGGGUCACUUUUAGGCGUCAUUCAUUGUGGGGUCACUGCAGUGAUGUAAACAUGUCUGUGUGUGUGUGUGUGUGUGUAUCCAAGGUGCUAUUUAACACGUGUGUACUGUACUUGUUCACGUGUACUUCUUGGUGCUGAUCCAGUAAAGACGGUUCUGUUUA
Messenger RNA from Dunckerocampus dactyliophorus (ringed pipefish), 3164 nucleotides. It is a transcript of the gene adamts17, whose product is annotated as ADAM metallopeptidase with thrombospondin type 1 motif, 17. Gene Ontology annotation, molecular function: metalloendopeptidase activity. The coding region runs from base 175 to 2349 and encodes 724 amino acids. NCBI's taxonomy places the organism in Eukaryota, Metazoa, Chordata, Actinopteri, Syngnathiformes, Syngnathidae. Gene Ontology annotation, biological process: proteolysis; extracellular matrix organization. The transcript is spliced from 16 exons. Gene Ontology annotation, cellular component: extracellular matrix. The record is from RefSeq and is a predicted model, not a curated record.